Messenger RNA from Trichechus manatus latirostris (Florida manatee), 1508 nucleotides. It is a transcript of the gene ID1, whose product is annotated as inhibitor of DNA binding 1. NCBI's taxonomy places the organism in Eukaryota, Metazoa, Chordata, Mammalia, Sirenia, Trichechidae. Gene Ontology annotation, biological process: negative regulation of transcription by RNA polymerase II; circadian regulation of gene expression; cell differentiation. The coding region runs from base 251 to 715 and encodes 154 amino acids. The record is from RefSeq and is a predicted model, not a curated record. Gene Ontology annotation, molecular function: protein dimerization activity; transcription regulator activity. The transcript has 2 exons. Gene Ontology annotation, cellular component: cytoplasm; nucleus.
GGUGGGACCCAGGAGCCUCCGAGGAGGCCACGCCCCCAGACUCCCAUUGGCUACUUUUGAACGUGAGGAACUCGCCCCUCCCGAGGCCGCGGUGGCUUUAUAAAAACCAGACGGCUGGGCUGGCGUCUAGCAUUUUAUAGUAUCUUCUCGUGCGCUCAGACUCAGUAUCGCACGCUUGCACCUAACACACGGCAGCUCGUUUUUUUCGUCCGCUCCUUUUCGUCUUCUCACUUACCCCAUCGCCAGGAUCAUGAAAGUCGCCAGUGGCAGCGCCGCGCCCGCCGCGGGCCCCAGCUGCGCGCUGAAGGCAGGCAAGACAGCGGGCGGCGCGGGCGAGGUGGUGCGCUGCCUGUCAGAGCAGAGCGUGGCCAUCUCGCGCUGUGCGGGCGGCGCCGGGGGGCGCCUGCCCGCCCUGCUAGACGAGCAGCAGGUGAACGUGUUGCUUUACGACAUGAAUGGCUGCUACUCGCGUCUGAAGGAACUCGUGCCCACCCUGCCCCAAAACCGCAAGGUGAGCAAGGUGGAGAUCCUCCAGCACGUCAUCGACUACAUCUGGGACCUGCAAUUGGAGCUGGACUCUCAGUCCGCCGUUGGGGCCCCCGGAAGCCGGGGCCUGCCCGCCCGGGCUCCGCUUAGCACCCUCAACGGCGAGAUCAGCGCCCUGGCGGCCGAGGCUGCCUGUGUCCCAGCGGACGAUCGCAUCUUGUGUCGCUGAAGCGCCGCCUCGGAGCGGCGGACCCCAGCCCUUGAGAGAGCGAGAGGGAAAGUGCUCUCUGGUCCCCCCCACAAGCGGCUCACCAGAGCUGGAAGAGAGGACAAGGUUGAGAUCGGCGGGUCUCCAGCGCCUGCCGGGUCGGGCCCAGGGCUUGGGGGACCGAAGAGGGAAGGCCAGCUCUCCCUCCACGCCUGUCAGCCGCCAGAGACUCGGAGCUUGUUGGGGAGAUGAAAUUUCCCGCCCCGUGUGUUUCUAUUUUUUGAAAAGCAGACAUUUUAAAAAAUGGUCACGUUUGGUGCUUCUCAGAUUUCUGAGAAAAUUUAUUGCUUGUAUUGUAUAUUACAAUGAUCACCGACUGAGAAUAUUGUUUUACAAUAGUUCUGCGGGGGUGUGUGUGGUUUUUUUGUUAUUAAACAAAUAGAUGAUGGUAAAGUUGGACUGUCUUCUUGGAUUGGGUGGGGAGGGCCCUCUUGGCAGCUGGUGCCUGGGAGGAAGGUGGGGAGGGCCACAUCUGGACUGUUCUUUAGCGAUCUGGAUGAGCGUUUCCGCUGUCUUUCAAAAGUCUAUUCUUUCCUGUGUAACUGGCCAUUUCCCUGCUCCCCAGUGUCAUAAAAUUAAAUCCCCUAGACCUCUAGAGUUUCUCAAAGUGGUCCUUGGGCCAUCUGGGUCACCUGGGGAGGUUGUUAAAAUGCAGAGUAGCCUGCCAAGGCUCCCUUUGGUGUUGGGAGUAUUCAACAAGCCAUUUAAGUUGGAGAACCAGGUCACUGAACCACCUGCUACCUUGCCAAGAUGU